Medicago truncatula (barrel medic) is the source of this 1351-nucleotide messenger RNA. Its product is annotated as dihydroflavonol 4-reductase. Gene Ontology annotation, biological process: anthocyanin-containing compound biosynthetic process. Gene Ontology annotation, molecular function: dihydroflavanol 4-reductase activity. Bases 112 to 1116 code for a protein of 334 amino acids. The transcript has 6 exons. NCBI's taxonomy places the organism in Eukaryota, Viridiplantae, Streptophyta, Magnoliopsida, Fabales, Fabaceae. The record is from RefSeq and is a predicted model, not a curated record.
AAUCUUCUAUAAAAUCAGACCCACAAUUCACACAUUGUCUCCAUUCCACUUUCAAGCCAACCAAAAUCACUAGAGAAAAAAAAAUCAGGGAAAAAACAGAGAAAAUAAAAUAUGGGUUCUAUGGCCGAAACUGUUUGUGUCACAGGGGCUUCAGGUUUUAUCGGGUCAUGGCUUGUCAUGAGACUUAUGGAGCGCGGUUACAUGGUUCGAGCAACAGUCCGCGACCCAGAAAACUUGAAGAAGGUGAGUCAUUUGUUAGAACUGCCAGGUGCAAAGGGCAAACUGUCCCUAUGGAAGGCUGACCUUGGUGAAGAGGGUAGUUUUGAUGAAGCUAUUAAAGGGUGUACAGGAGUUUUUCAUGUUGCUACUCCUAUGGAUUUUGAGUCCAAGGACCCUGAGAAUGAAAUGAUCAAGCCUACCAUAAAAGGGGUGCUAGACAUCAUGAAAGCAUGCCUCAAGGCCAAAACUGUCCGUAGAUUUAUUUUCACAUCAUCGGCCGGAACCCUAAACGUUACUGAAGAUCAAAAGCCCUUGUGGGAUGAAAGCUGUUGGAGUGAUGUUGAGUUUUGUAGGAGAGUGAAGAUGACUGGCUGGAUGUAUUUUGUUUCAAAGACACUUGCGGAGCAAGAAGCAUGGAAAUUUGCCAAAGAGCACAACAUGGAUUUCAUCACAAUCAUCCCACCUCUUGUUGUUGGUCCUUUUCUUAUUCCUACCAUGCCACCUAGCCUAAUCACUGCCCUUUCUCCUAUCACUGGAAAUGAAGCUCAUUAUUCGAUUAUAAAGCAAGGCCAAUUCGUCCACUUGGAUGAUCUUUGUGAAGCUCACAUAUUCUUGUUUGAGCAUAUGGAAGUAGAAGGGAGGUAUCUAUGUAGUGCAUGUGAAGCUAAUAUUCAUGACAUUGCAAAAUUAAUUAAUACAAAAUAUCCAGAGUACAAUAUCCCCACAAAGUUCAAUAAUAUUCCAGAUGAAUUGGAGCUUGUGAGAUUUUCAUCAAAGAAGAUCAAAGACUUGGGAUUCGAGUUUAAAUACAGCUUGGAGGAUAUGUACACUGAAGCAAUUGAUACAUGCAUAGAAAAAGGGCUUCUUCCUAAAUUUGUUAAAAGCACCAAUAAGUAAUGGUGUCACACAUAAAUAAAUAAGUAUAGGCUAUGUGUCUUUAUGUGUGUUUCUGUGAUGGCUUUAGGAUCUUACUUAAUUCCUUGAGAUUUUCUUUAGUAGCUGGAAUGUUUGUGCAAUCCUGUUGAAGCCCAAACUUACUUGAAUGUUUUCUAUCUCUUUCAUUUGUUCCUUAUUGAGAGCUACACGAAAAAGGAAAAGAUAAUGAAUUAUUGAAUAUUAUUUAUUUGCAAAA